UUGCCACAUAUCUCCAUAGAAACCAUAGAAUUCUCCCUGUAUGUAUAGGAUGUUUAAGCUGACAUUUUCCUGAUUUGAAAUUGCCAGGAUGACAAGACCGAUACUACCAAUGCUAAAUUAUUUUAUGAUUAAUAUAUAGUUCUCCAACAUCCUUUUUCUCCAUAUUUGUUGAAUACUGAAUUCAACAGCCAUUUGGCAGCCACCACAAUUAUCAGACCAACAUGCCUUGGCCAUUUUCUGAGUCUAUAAAGAAGCGGGCAUGCAGAUACCUUUUGCAUCGGUAUUUGGGCAAUUUCCUACAAGAGAAACUGAGUUUAGAUCAGCUUAGCUUAGACCUCUAUCAAGGCACUGGAUCCCUGGCACAAGUGCCGUUGGACAAGUGGUCUUUGAAUGAGAUCUUGGAGUCAGUGGAUGCUCCCUUCGAGGUAAUAGAGGGCUUCAUCCAGACCAUCUCUCUGACCGUACCAUGGGCGUCCCUGCUGCAGGAGAACUGUGCCCUCGAGGUCAAGGGACUGGAGAUGGUGUUCAGACCCAGACCACGCAUGGCAUCAGGUAUGGAACCCAUGUACUGGUCCAGCUUCAUGACGAGCAGCAUGCAGCUUGCCAAAGAGUGUCUGAGCCAGAGACUAACGGAUGACUUGGGGGAAAGCUUUCAGCCACUAGAGGGAUUGGAGAAGUUUGCAGAGACCAUAGAAACAGUUCUGAGAAGAGUCAAGGUGACUUUUUUGGACACGGUUCUCAGAAUAGAACAUGUUCCAGAAAAUUCCAAAACAGGAAUCGCUCUUGAGAUGCGAAUCAACAAGAUUGUUUAUUGUGAUGAGACGGGCGAGGAGAGCUCCAGUGUGAAUGUGCACCAGCCCACCACGUUUGCACAUAAAAACCUGCAACUGGAGGGAGUCACCGUCUUCUGGGACGAGUUUUCAGAGGCGGCCAGAGCUGGCUUCAAAUCCUCACCCAUCCCAGCAGAGACAGAGGCCAAGCUAUCCCCCAGCUGGAACCCCAGAAUAAUCUGUGAGCCACACCCCCAGUUCACAGAGCCUAUUUCCUCUGCAACACCCUUUGAACCCAUGCAGAUUGGUCACCUUAGUGGCAGAAUCGAUCUGUCGCUUGUCCUGAAACAGAACCAAACCAUGCCUGGAGCAAAGUUGGAUGUUGAUGGACAGAUCAGUACAAUGAUCGUGCUGCUAUCUCCACGGCAAGUUCACCUACUCCUGGACAUGUUUGGAGUUUUUUCAGGCUCAGGUGGGCCGGAGUGGGGGAAGGACAAGAGGAACCGUCCCAUGCAGCAGGAGGAUGAGUAUCGGCUCCACAUGGAGCUAAACCGCUGCCUGAAGAAGGACUCAAUGAUGGCCGGGGAAGACCCUGACCUUUUCGAGAGCCAGACCACCAGAACUGUGUCCAGCCGAGAGGAUGUCUUCUUCUCCAUGGCUGACAUGGACAUGUCUCACAGUCUGUCAUCCCUCCCCCCACUGGGGGAACCGCCCACUGUGGACCUGGACCUGUCACUCAACAGUAACUACUCCCCCUCUCCAGGAGAGUCUCCCUCUGGCAAUGCCACGAACCUCUGGGACGAUUACCUUGAUGUGCCCAGACAGAGGGAGAAACAGACCCAAGAAAGCCCUUUCCUGAUGCGGGACUCACCACUCCAACACAAGCUGCUGAGGCAGACCUCCCACCCAACCAAAGCCCAUGGUGAUGAGUCCAGGCCGGAGCUGGUCUUCAGGCUGACACUGGGGAGCCUGGCUGUGUGUGUUCUCCACAUCGACCCCUUGCCCCCACCAGAUGCUGCCCCCAGCCUCCUGGCCCCCAUGGCUGCUGACUUCUUCAGGGUUGUCUGCUCCGACCAGCUCCCCCCAGCAGGGUUCAUCCAGUUACGCACAGCGUUUGACGAUGCCUGCCCCUAUGACCACCUCAGGUUUGUGGCUCAGGGGAUGAAGGUGACAUAUGAGCAUUGUCAGGGCUCCAGCCUGCACAGCUUCAGCACAGACGUGUCCCUGGGCCAGAUGGAGCUGCUGGAGUGUCUCUUCCCCUCUGAGGCCCAAAGGGGUGUGUCCCUAAGAGGGGUCCAGUACACAGAGCUCCUGACAUUUGAUACCCCUGUCACCACUGAGGCACCAUCUGCCACCUGCCUCCACCUGCUCUACAAACUGUCUGAACGCAGAGGGCCACAGGGUGGACAGGUGCGUCUGAGCACCAUGCCCAGGAAGGCUGACUUCCAGGUGGAGCUGGGGGCGGUCCGCUCUGAACUGGACAUCAGCAUCGUGGACCGCCUCAACUCUCUGCUACAGCCACAGAAACUGGUCACCACAGAGAUGAUGGCAUCUCACAUGUACACGUCCUAUAAUAAACACAUCAGCUUGCACAAGGCCUUUACAGAGGUCUUCCUUGAUGACAGCCGUACUCCAGCCAACACCCACGUGUCGAUAAGAGUCAAUGCUCCUGUGUUGAGCCUGGUGGUGCGCUUCCCCAUCCCAGACCUGCGUUCGGACCAGGAGAGAGGCCCCUGGUUUAAGAAGUCCCUGCAGAAGGAGGUUCUGUACCUGGAGCUGGAGGACCUGGAGGUGAAGACAGAGUUCACAGGCGGCAGCUCCCCAGAGCAGACCAAGAUGGAGCUCACCUUCAGAGAGCUAGUCGGGAAGUUCCAGGAACAGGAGGACCAGCCUGCAGCCAGGUUCCUCAGGGUCUCCCACACCAUGGAUGGAGACAUGACCACCUCUGACAGUGGGAAGUUUGACUGGCCCAGAGUGGUGCUGAAAAUCAACCCCACCGCUGUCCACUCCAUCCUGGAGCGUGUGACUGCGGAGGAGGAUGAGGGGGCCGAAAGCCACUCCCCAGAGGAGGAAGAGGAGGAGGAGGGGGGAGGUGCCCACUCACUGAAGGAUGUCUGUGAUUUUGGGAAGCCUGAACCCUCCCCCUUCUCCUCACGCCGGGUCAUGUAUGAGAAUGAGGAGAUGGUCAUUCCUGGUGAUGUGGCUGAAAUGACAGAGUUCCAGGAGAAAACCAUGAGCAAUUCCCGCUUUAUCCUAGAGUUGUGCUUGCCAAAUGUGCAAUUAUCAUUACCCAACAAGGCCUUUUAUGAGAAACUGCAUAACAGGAUAAACAAUGACCUGCUGUUAUGGGAGCCCAACGCUCCCUCGCCUGUGGAGACAGUGGAGAACAUGCCGUAUGGAGUAGGGCUGUCUGUAGCCAGCCAGCUGAUCAACGCUGCACACUACACCAAGGACAGCUUCAGCCCGUUCCGCUCCACUGGCCCUGAGGAGGAGGACAGUGGAUCAGAGGAGGAGACCAUGCACCACUACUCCCCUGCCUCUGAGCAGUGCUUCAGAUCUCGCAGGAAGAAGAAGCCCAAGGCCCAGAGCAAGACCUCACAGAGCGUGUUCUCUGUAAUCCUCACUGUCAACCACGGCCUGGUGGCUCUGCAGACCAGCGCUAAGCAGGAGGAUAAGACUAUUUUAAAUAACCGACAUGGAGAGUUCUGGUUGGAGGUGAAGAAUGGGGUCCUGUUCAGUGUUACACAGUACGAAGGCUACAAAGACAGGCACUACAUCUGCUUCCACACCAGCAACAUCUGUCUCUAUCACCAAGGUCUGGUGGAAGGAGACACCCCAGUGUCCGACAUCAAGCUGCCCUGCAGGACGCGUCCUCAUUGGCUGGAGCCGGCCAUCUACCCCUCUGAGACUGAUAGGGCGUCCCCUUCCGAGGGCAUCGGCCUGGAGGACCACAGCAUGUUGUCUGUCGCCGUCAAGAUCUCCUCCCAGAACAUGGAGCGCAAUGUCAAGGAGUUCCUGGUUGCAGUGGGAGUGAGAGGGACCACACUCCAGCACCGAGUGGUUCCCCCAAAACUGGGCUGGUAUGACCAGAUUGUGGACUUCCUGAAUGUGUCUGAUGAGCCUGUGUUGGGUUACAUCCCACCUGCCUCAGUCACCACCCUUCAUCUGCACCUGUGGAGCUGCUCAUUGGACUACAGACCCCUGUACCUGCCACUCAGGUCUCUGUUGGUAGUGGAGACAUUCAGCAUCUCCAGCAGUGUCUCCUUAGACCACUCAUCCUCCACUCUCAGGAUCAUUUUGGAUGAAGCAGCUUUGUUCCUCUCUGACAAGAGCAAUGCCGUCUCUGUAAAUCUAAUGCGAGACUAUGUGCAGGUGGUAGACAUGGGAACAUUAGAGCUGAGGAUCACUGCUGUCAAACCUGGAGUGGACGGAGAAUUGACUGAGCCCAGAUUUGAGCUGCGCUGCUCCAGUGACGUCAUCCACAUCAGAACGUGUUCAGACUCCUGUGCUGCUCUGAUGAACCUCAUCCAGUAUGUGGCCAGCUAUGGAGACCUAGUGACCCCUCCUGGGCCGGAGGCCAAAAGCACCUGUUCCAAGCAUAGAGCCAAGUCGGAGGCUUCAAGCCGGCCCCCUUCCCAGGCUCCUCCGCUCCCCGACGCUGAGCAGCAGAUGCUGCAGGACCUGAUGAGUGAGGCCAUGGAAGAGACAGACAACCAGCACAGCCUGGCCUUGCAACACAAUGGAAUUCAUGAGGAGCAGAAUAAUGACCUCGACCAGCCUCGCUCUGACCUCUUCCUUUUCCCGGACGAGAGCGGAAAUCUGCCACAAGAGCUGAGUCCCACUUACCCUACGCUCCACUCACCCCUCAUCACCCCUGCCCCUAGCCUGGUCCCAGAGACCGACGACUUCUGUAUUCUAGAGACCCCGGGCUCCAGAGCAGACGAUCGGGACGAGGAGCCCGUGGUGAACAAGUUAAUCCCAGACUCCAUUGAGAUCAAAGACGACCACUUUGGCCUGCCCCUGGACAGCAGCGACUCCAGCAGAGGAGCCCUGAACUUCCCUGUCCCAGAGCUGCGCUACCUCAUCAGGGAGAUCUCUGUCAUCUGGCACCUGUACGGGGGGAAGGACUUUGGGAGCUCCACAUUCACCUCCUCUCCAGCUAGAAGUUGGGGGUGUACCCCACACAGCUCCCCCUCCCAGACCCCAGUCAGACAGGGCAGGGGUGGAGGACGGGCCGGGGGAGGGCGGGGCAGGAACCCUGACGUCCUGAUGGAGAUCCAGCUCAGCAAAGUGCGGUUCCAACAUGAGGUAUACCCCCAGGCCCCGGUGGCCUCUGGGUCGGCGGCGGACCAGCCUGUGUCCCGGCAGGUUCUCAUCGUCCAGGACCUGGAGAUCAGAGACAGACUGGCCACCUCCCAGAUGAACAAGUUCCUGUACCUCUACUCCAGCAAGGAGAUGCCCCGCACGGCCCACUCCAACAUGCUGACAGUUCGGGCUCUGCACAUGUGUCCAGAGACGGGUCAAGCACCCCAGGAGUGCUGUCUGAGAGUCUCACUCAUGCCCCUUCGCCUCAACAUCGAUCAGGAUGCAUUGUUUUUCUUGAAAGACUUCUUUGCUAGCCUUGCUGCUGAAGUUGAGAUGUUCUCUCCACCUGAUCAAGAAGCACUGUGUGUUUCAAUGAAGAAGCCGUCUGCCCCAGAGGUCUCGUGCAGCUUCACUAAGAAUGGAGGUGGGAGCCAGGACCCUGCCCCCAUCAUCUCUGUGCCUGCCCAGAGCCGCUCCAGCCUCAGUCUCAACGGCCUCACCCUGCCCAGUAACAGCGACUCUGGGGAAGCUGAGGCUGCCACUGCAUCAUCCUUCACUGACCAGCCCAUCUUCUUCAGAGAGUUUCGGUUUACUUCUGAAGUUCCCAUUCGUCUGGAUUACCAUGGGAAACAUGUUUCAAUGGAGCAGGGAACAUUUGCUGGUAUUGUGAUUGGGUUGACACAGCUGAAUUGCUCCGAGUUGAAACUAAGGCGGUUAUGCUACAGACAAGGACUGUUGGGAGUGGAUAAGCUCUUUUCCUAUGCAAUAAAUGAGUGGCUGAACGACAUCAAGAAGAACCAGCUGCCAGGACUGUUGGGUGGAGUGGGACCUAUCCACUCGCUGGUACAGUUGGUCCAGGGAUUUAGGGAUCUGGUGUGGCUCCCGAUAGAGCAGUACCGGAAGGAUGGUCGGGUUGUACGUGGAUUGCAGCGGGGUACUGCUUCCUUUGGCACCUCCACAGCUAUGGCUGCUCUGGAGCUUACCAACCGCAUGGUGCGGACUAUCCAGGCAGCAGCAGAGACUGCCUAUGACAUGGUAUCUCCAGGAUCCGAUGAGAGGGAAAUGAAGAGAAUAAAACGGUUCUCUCAUUACCGAUUUGCUCAUCAGCCAGUUGAUCUAAGAGAAGGAGUAGCCAACGCUUACAGUGUUGUAAAAGAGGGAAUCACGGACACUGCUCUGACCAUCUAUGACACGGCCACACGGGAGCACGAGCAGCGUGGGAUGACCGGGGCAGUGGGUGGGGUCCUUAGACAGCUCCCCCCAGCUGUGGUCAAGCCUCUCAUCAUGGCCACCGAGGCCACCUCCAACGUACUGGGGGGCAUGAGGAACCAGAUUCACCCAGACGCACGCCAGGAGGAAUCCCAGAAAUGGCGGCAAGGGGAGGAGUGAUUGCCGACUGCUGUCCAAUAACUGAAGAGAUGAUUGUGCGGAAUCAGAGGGCGGUGUAUUUUGUUUCAGAGAACACACUCCGUCUCAGCUGUUGCAAGGCCUUUUGAGUUUUACAAGCUGGAAGGAACUGACUCUGCAGAUUUAAUUUUUGAUGCAAAAAAUCGAAUCACAUUUUAUUUGUCACAUGCUUCAUAGACAACCGGCAUAGUAGACUAACAGUGAAAUGCUUACUUACGGGUACUUUUCCAACAAUGCCGAGUUAAA
Messenger RNA from Salvelinus namaycush (lake trout), 6728 nucleotides. RefSeq names its product autophagy-related protein 2 homolog B-like. The transcript is spliced from 42 exons. Gene Ontology annotation, biological process: reticulophagy; autophagosome assembly; autophagy of mitochondrion. Gene Ontology annotation, molecular function: phosphatidylinositol-3-phosphate binding. Gene Ontology annotation, cellular component: extrinsic component of membrane; phagophore assembly site. The record is from RefSeq and is a predicted model, not a curated record. Lineage: Eukaryota; Metazoa; Chordata; Actinopteri; Salmoniformes; Salmonidae. Bases 222 to 6464 code for a protein of 2080 amino acids.